GUCAAAAUUUCCUAAGCCGAUUUUAAUUCACUUCACCUCAUCCACAAAACACGUCCACCCAUUUGCGGCUCUUCAACCACCACCACCAUCACCACGAAGACAAUCUAAACGACAAAGUCGAAAAUUUGCCAAGAUGGAAAACGACAAGGGAGAGAUUGUGGACCUUUACGUCCCCCGCAAGUGCAGCGCCACCAACCGCAUCAUCAAGGCCAAGGACCACGCUUCCGUCCAGAUCUCUAUCGCCAAGGUAGACGAGAGCGGCCGACAAAUCCAGGGCGAGAACCACGUCUAUGCCCUCUGCGGAUUCGUACGAGCGAUGGGCGAGAGCGACGAUGCCCUGAACCGUUUGGCCCAGCGCGAUGGUCUUCUGAAGAGCGUCUGGAGCGCUGUCCGAUAAAUUCCUUAAUCAUCAUGGUGAUCGGGAUUGGUGUUCACGGGGAAUUCAUGACAGUAUGGUCGGCAUGGGAUUGCUUUUGAUACUGCAUAUAGCCGGUUAAAAAUACCUGCAACUUCUACGUUUCGGAACAAAAUACGAACGAUUGAUUCCCUUCCGCAACUUAAACUAGAAUGUCCCAGUAAUGUGCGACCGACCCGUAUGCCGGCUGGCGAAGUCUUCUCGCGUCCACCUUCGAGUGAUUCAAUGGGCGAGGAUUCUGGGGCUACCGCGAUAGCCUCCGUGCCGAAGAUUGAUAUUGGCCUUGAAAAAGCUGUGAUGCUCGAGAUGUUCAUUAUGGCACAGAUACGGGUCAAACAUCCUUUCGUUUCUACAUUUUCGUAAAUAUGCUUUCCAAUACAAGUGAAGUGAUUCCACAUCUAGAGUUCUGGCAUUUCAUAUGACAAUGUAACUGUGAACUAGUAUUAUUAGCCAUGGAAGUUGUCGGGGAAUAGCCUGAGAACCUUUAUACUACCUACUUAAGGUCGUUGGUUGCGAGACGGUUCUAGCACCG
Annulohypoxylon maeteangense is the source of this 947-nucleotide messenger RNA. Its product is annotated as ribosomal protein S21e. Gene Ontology annotation, biological process: endonucleolytic cleavage in ITS1 to separate SSU-rRNA from 5.8S rRNA and LSU-rRNA from tricistronic rRNA transcript (SSU-rRNA, 5.8S rRNA, LSU-rRNA); translation; endonucleolytic cleavage to generate mature 3'-end of SSU-rRNA from (SSU-rRNA, 5.8S rRNA, LSU-rRNA). Gene Ontology annotation, molecular function: structural constituent of ribosome. The coding region runs from base 134 to 397 and encodes 87 amino acids. The transcript has 3 exons. Gene Ontology annotation, cellular component: ribosome; cytosolic small ribosomal subunit. NCBI's taxonomy places the organism in Eukaryota, Fungi, Ascomycota, Sordariomycetes, Xylariales, Hypoxylaceae. The record is from RefSeq and is a predicted model, not a curated record.